This is a messenger RNA of Brassica oleracea var. oleracea, 937 nucleotides long. Its product is annotated as NEDD8-conjugating enzyme Ubc12-like. Bases 178 to 738 code for a protein of 186 amino acids. The transcript has 6 exons. NCBI's taxonomy places the organism in Eukaryota, Viridiplantae, Streptophyta, Magnoliopsida, Brassicales, Brassicaceae. Gene Ontology annotation, cellular component: nucleus. Gene Ontology annotation, molecular function: NEDD8 transferase activity. Gene Ontology annotation, biological process: protein neddylation. The record is from RefSeq and is a predicted model, not a curated record.
AAAAAGAUUCAACAUUCUUCGUCGUCUAGCUUCCGAGGACGAGAAUCCGGUGGGUGAGAGAGAGAGAUAGAGUCGGCGACCUUUGAUCCACUCCUACCUAAUCUCUUCCGAUCAUCGUUUUACGUAUCGAAUUUAUCAACUUCUGUUGUGUAAGAGUUUCUCUUUUAAGAAGAAGCAAUGAUUGGGUUGUUUAAAGUAAAGGAGAAGCAAAGAGAACAAGCUCAGAACGCUAGUAGAGGAGGAGGAGGAGCUUCUGUCAAGAAGCAAUCUGCUGGUGAACUUCGUCUUCACAAAGAUAUCUCAGAGUUGAACCUUCCGAGCUCUUGCACGAUAUCUUUCCCUAAUGGCAAAGAUGAUUUGAUGAACUUUGAAGUCUCCAUUAAACCUGAUGAUGGUUACUACCAUAACGGUACGUUUGCUUUCACGUUCCAUGUGUCUCCUGUGUAUCCUCAUGAAGCUCCUAAAGUUAAAUGCAAAACCAAGGUUUAUCAUCCCAAUAUCGAUUUGGAAGGAAACGUUUGCCUCAACAUCUUGCGUGAAGACUGGAAACCUGUUCUUAACAUUAACACUGUUAUCUAUGGACUCUUCCAUCUUUUCACGGAACCAAACUCUGAAGAUCCCUUGAACCAUGACGCUGCACAGGUCUUAAGGGAUAACCCGAAGCUCUUUGAGACCAAUGUGCGGAGAGCCAUGACCGGUGGAUAUGUUGGUCAAACCUUUUUCCCUCGCUGUAUUUAACAAAAAGCUCUGGUUGGUCUUCUUCAAGGAAAAAAAGAUAGAACCUGAAACCACUUUAUCCUCCAUUGUAUUUCGCUUAUUCUCAAAGGACCCUUGUUUGUUUGCUUGCUUUUGUAAAAUUACAUUCUCCCUUUCCCUUAGAGACUGAAAGGAAAUGAAAACUCAAAAUUGUGGAUUUAGUUUGUUCGGUUUCAGUUUA